Messenger RNA from Xenopus laevis (African clawed frog), 3935 nucleotides. RefSeq names its product potassium voltage-gated channel, modifier subfamily S, member 1 L homeolog (gene kcns1.L). The record is from RefSeq and is a predicted model, not a curated record. The coding region runs from base 970 to 2325 and encodes 451 amino acids. Gene Ontology annotation, molecular function: monoatomic ion channel activity; voltage-gated potassium channel activity; delayed rectifier potassium channel activity. Gene Ontology annotation, biological process: potassium ion transport; action potential; protein homooligomerization. Gene Ontology annotation, cellular component: plasma membrane; voltage-gated potassium channel complex; membrane. The transcript has 3 exons. Lineage: Eukaryota; Metazoa; Chordata; Amphibia; Anura; Pipidae.
AGUCCCUUCUUUCAGUGCAUACAAUUCGUGUUUCCCAUUUUUUUAUUUGACCUUUGGGAACAGGAGACACUUUGAAAUGAUACAAAAAGAGACCAGAGGGGCAAUAGCAGAAUUUGACUCCAGUUUUGAUGGACAUGGUUGAUAAUGCCCUACUAGCAGUACAAGUGGUCAUUACCCCAUUACUAUAGGUCAUAGAACUCCUCAAUGACUUAUAAUAUCCUUAUAUAGGGAGUACAAUAUGCUAUACAGAAGGGGGUUGAACCAUAUCGUUUGAAUAAUCUCCAAACCCUCUUCAUGCCAACAAGAAGGACUUCUUCUAGAAUGGAAAGACUGAACUUGAUUGGCUCAGCCUGAUCAAUUCAUGAAAUUAAAAAAACUGGGCAAUCUUUAGAAAAUCUCUAGUUUUUUCCCCCAAUUGUAAACAUGUGCCAAGUCACCGCUAUCAUUUAGGCUUGUCUCAGAAGCAUGGAUUAAAUUCUCGGUUAUAAUGUCGUGACACCACCUCAUUUGACACAUCCGAUGGACGGGGCUAUUUCCAUCCAAACUUUGCAGAGCAGCCACUCAAGAGGUUAACGGCUUUUACUUGUUCAUCUUUACAACCUAAAGAGUUGCUGCUGGCAGCUGCCUGGAAAUGUGUGUAUAGUACAUCAAUAUUUAAGUAACUGGAUCUCACUACAAGACCAAGUGUGCUGGAAGGAGCUUGAGACGACAUAGGCAGUCUCGGGGCACGCACAAUCCUUUUAGAAUCUUUCCUUCUGUCAGAGAUCUUACAUUUUUUCAUGCAAUGAUGUUCCUCUGACGGCACUGCCCUUAAGUCCCCGCAAUUCAUUCUCUUAAACUGGAUUCCUUUCAUCUCGUCUAUAAAGCGCACUUGAUAUUUGAUGUCCCAUGAAGCUACCAGCCGGGCGAGGAGGAGAAUUCAUCCGUGAAUUUUUCUGAAUCAGAAGCACAAGGGUAUAUCUGAAGACCAUGGUACACAAAAGCAAGCCAUUUUGGAUUGGCAAUUUCAAAGAUCACGCCAUUAACAUAAACGUGGGCGGAAUGAAAAAACGGGUCAGCCCCAUCACCUUGUCUCAGUUUCCAGACACGAGGCUGGGGCGGUUGCUUUCCUGCGAGUCGGAAGAGUCCAUUCUCCAGAUCUGCGACGACUAUGACUUGGUGUCCAAAGAGUUUUAUUUUGACCGGAACCCGGGCCUUUUCCCCUACGUCCUGUACUUCUAUGAGACUGGAAAACUCCACAUGAUGGAUGACCUGUGCGCUUUCUCUUUCUCCCAAGAGAUUGAAUACUGGGGAAUCAGCGAGUUUUUCCUGGAUUCCUGUUGCAGCUACCGUUACCACGAACGCAAAUUGGAAAGCAGGCGACGCAACUGGGACGAGGAUAGUGACGCCAGCAGCAUUGAGACGUCUGUGGAUGAGAUUUCUGACUUUAACCAGGACCUCAUGUAUUUUGCCAACUUAAGGUGUGGGAACUUACGAAAACGCCUGUGGCUCACCAUGGAAAACCCAGGCUACUCAAUCCCUAGCAAAAUAUUUAGUUUUAUCUCUAUUUGUGUCGUUAUCAUCUCUAUAUCUACCAUGUGCAUCAACAGCAUGCCCGAAUACCAGCAAGUGGACGAGGAUAUGGCGCCUGUAGAUGACCCCAUCUUACACAAACUGGAAUACUUCUGCAUCUCCUGGUUUACCUUUGAGGUGUCCUCACGGCUGAUUCUGACACCCAACCUGAAGAAGUUCUUCAGGCAUCCAUUAAACCUCAUUGACAUUGUCUCGGUGUUGCCGUUUUAUCUAACCCUUUUAAUAGACGUGACCGUUGGCAGCGAUUACGAGCUGGGGGAUGUGGGGAAAGUUGUCCAAGUGUUUCGUUUGAUGAGGAUCUUCCGAGUUCUGAAGCUGGCCCGACACUCCACUGGAUUGCGUUCACUUGGAGCUACUCUUAAGCACAGUUACAGAGAAGUUGGAAUACUCCUUCUUUACCUGGCUGUUGGGGUCUCUGUGUUUUCCGGAAUGGCAUAUACUGCAGAAAUGGAUGAAGACACUGGUUUUGACACCAUCCCUUCAUGCUGGUGGUGGGGCACUGUGAGCAUGACCACGGUGGGCUAUGGCGAUGUUGUGCCGGGGACUGUUGCGGGAAAGCUGGCGGCUUCUGGUUGCAUCUUAGGUGGGAUAUUAGUGGUGGCACUGCCUAUAACGAUCAUAUUCAACAAGUUCUCACACUUCUACCGCAGACAAAAAGCUCUUGAGAAUGCGGUGAGGAACAGUGAUAGAAUACCCAGAAAAGACAGCAACGUCACUGAAGACAAAAACUCAGAGCAGUCUGAAGAGCUUUGAGGAUUCGGAGACUAGUUGUGUCCUUUCUAUGCAUAUAUAACAUAAAUCAAAUACGCCUGCAGUAAUAAGAUAAAAUAAUUGACUAUAUAAAAAAAUGCAACAAUACUGAACUAGAACAAUCUUAUUUUACAACACAAAGAAAAGUCUUUUGGACUCCACAUUGCAGUAUUGAACCAAAAACCAUUUCAGGAAAAUGGUGCUUUAGAAGAAAAGGUAUGGAGAACAUGGGGUCCACUAGAACCUAAGACUGCAAAUGGACCAAAGAAAGGAGGCUGGCCUCAUAGUUUCAGAAAAUCACUAUAGAAAAAUUCUAAUAUCCUGAUAAUAUUUCCAGAGCCAGAGAUAAUGAUCUUGGCGAGGAAUAAUUAUUAUUGUCCUACCCUACCAAUAAAACAUUUCUACUCUACUUCAACUCUGCUGUAGGCUAAGCCAUGCGCACUCGAUUUUGAGAGCAUGCAGAUUUUUUUGGCACCCAAAUCAAAUUAAUUCUGAAAGGCCAUGAUCUCGGAAAUUUUAGUUACUGGACAAAAUAAGUCAAUUUGCAUGUGAUAAUGAAAAGCAAAUCGAAUACUACUUUUAUAAUGAAGUUUAAUGGACAAUAAUGGUGGACUGAAUGCUCAACACAAACAGCUUGUUCCUCAUCUUGCUCGACAGUGGCACCCUCACCGACCCUUACCAGUCACUACCUUAUGCCAAAGAAUAGACACAGGUGUCACCCAAAGAAGAAGUGGAUUCAUAGUGUCCACUGCAUGGGAUGAUGAUGGAAUGUAUUGUAUACUAAAUGAAUGCUAUUAUGGAUGCAUAAUGUCACAUAUUGCCUGAAUAAACUUGACCAAACUCCAAAGGUGUUUAGAGUUUGAGAAAUGAUAUCUUAUGUAGUGGUUGCUAUGAGAGUCGUAGAGGAGUCGGCCAGGAACAUACAGAGACACAAGAGAAGAGAUGUAAUGAGGUGCAGAGGAAUGAAGGGUUUUAAUAGUCAUGAGAAGGAGCUUUUGGUGUCCACAACAACAUUUGUAGCCUCUCCUUUCAAAUACUGAACAUAUUAUACUACAAGCCCAACCUACUGAUAUCCAAAAUUCCAUAUCUAAUAUUAUUACCUGCUUUGUCCAAAUGUUCCACCUCUAAUGUUUUUCUAAGAUGGGUGUCAGCUUGUUAAUGAUUUGUCUUCUUAUUUGAUCAUCUGAACCCCUGCCAGAUAUUUCCUGGGCACCGGUGAGAGGCUUCCUGUCUACAAGCAUUUUCCAUUUCUAUACCCCCCCCCCCAAGGUCAAAUGAACAGUGUUCCACAGUAGUCGGUGCAGCUUAAAAUAAAUGUGUAUAAAGGCACCGGGCUUUUUAUUCUUUGGAACAAUACACCGGUGGAACAGACAAGGGCAAGUGGCCUUAUUAAGAAGGGUUAAAUUUACGUAACUGAUAUUCGUAACAUGUGAUUGGGGAAGUGUAUUGUUAUUUUAGACUCAAAAAUAUUCAUAAAAACAUGUUACAUCAGUACAACCAUUGAUUGGCAAUUAUAUGGCCUCCAAGUCUCCCCCAUUUCCAAUAACCAAAUACCAACCGAUUAACGAGUAACAUUCAGGAGGACAUAUUUAUUACUAACUGAGCAAGGGGGG